Penicillium cinerascens is the source of this 702-nucleotide messenger RNA. RefSeq names its product ribonuclease P subunit p20 family protein. The record is from RefSeq and is a predicted model, not a curated record. Bases 1 to 702 code for a protein of 233 amino acids. Gene Ontology annotation, biological process: tRNA 5'-leader removal; nuclear-transcribed mRNA catabolic process, RNase MRP-dependent; intronic box C/D snoRNA processing. Gene Ontology annotation, molecular function: RNA binding. Gene Ontology annotation, cellular component: nucleolar ribonuclease P complex; ribonuclease MRP complex. The transcript has 2 exons. Lineage: Eukaryota; Fungi; Ascomycota; Eurotiomycetes; Eurotiales; Aspergillaceae.
AUGGGAAACGGGCCGCUGGAGCGAAAGCUCCAGUUUGAGAAGAAGAACCAAGACCUCGUGAAGCUGCCCAAAUAUGCCAACGUUGAGAAGCGCCCAAUCCCCCAUGCCCCGGUCGCGUCUCCAUACGCGGGCCCCUCCGUUCCCAAGAUUGUCUACGUCUCCAGCGGCUCGCCUUUUAUGAGCGCCGUCAAACGCGUACAGAAAUUGCUCCGCCAUGCCGAGAAGCGCGCCACGGCUAAUAUUAGCCUCGAGGAUACGCGCAAAUCAGAGAAGCAGAAGCUUGCUGAGCUGGCACAAACAGCAGAGAAACGGGAGGAGGUUUUUGUCAAAGCCACCGGACGUGCAAUUGAGAAGGCGCUCAGUGUGGGCAAAUGGUUCGAGGAAAAGGAAUCGGAGUACACAGUUCGUGUGAAUACCGGGAGCGUGCUCGUCGUCGAUGACGUGGUCGAGGACGAAGAAAAGAAGGAACGAGAAAUGCAGAAGCAGGGACGCGUUGGGGGACGGAACACAGAUGGUGAGGAUGGCCCACAUGCUCAAGACUCGAAAGACGAGAGUGUGCCUGGAAAGCAGCAGCCAUCAACCAGCAAAGCUGCUGCCAAGAAAAGAAAACGCCAGGUCACUGUGGCCUCUGAAGAUAGCGAGCUUCCCGAAACUCGAACUCGAUGGAUAAAAAUGGUCGAGAUAGCCGUGAGCCUCAAGUGA